Molecule: messenger RNA, 201 nt
Organism: Cylicostephanus goldi
Lineage: Eukaryota; Metazoa; Nematoda; Chromadorea; Rhabditida; Strongylidae
Source: the annotation of a GenBank genome assembly
AUGAAGGUCUAUGCAUCUAUUGUUUUUCAUCAACAAUACUGUCCUGCUGCACAGUUCCUUAUGAAAGUUGAUGACGAUGUCGUAGUCCACCUUGAUCGAAUGAUCGACUUGUGGAAGAGAGGUGAUGGAGCUGGUCGCUCUAUGUUCUGCCAAAUAUGGACCAAGUCACGACCGAGGAGAGAUCCUCGGAAUAAGUGGUGA